This is a messenger RNA of Eleginops maclovinus (Patagonian blennie), 8696 nucleotides long. RefSeq lists its product as uncharacterized. The record is from RefSeq and is a predicted model, not a curated record. Gene Ontology annotation, biological process: RNA polymerase III preinitiation complex assembly. Bases 108 to 7859 code for a protein of 2583 amino acids. Gene Ontology annotation, molecular function: TFIIIC-class transcription factor complex binding. The transcript has 29 exons. Lineage: Eukaryota; Metazoa; Chordata; Actinopteri; Perciformes; Eleginopidae. Gene Ontology annotation, cellular component: transcription factor TFIIIB complex.
AAAACAUGGCGGAUUAGUGUGUGCAUGGGUUCCGCUACUUGCCAGCCUUCUUCGAUACAUCUAAGCCUAUUUCUCCCAGCCAAGGAUAUAUUGUUGAACAGGUCAACAUGUUCCGUCGGUCAAGAUUUAGUGUCCGGCCCAAUGUUGGAGCUACAGGGAAAACAGCAGCAACAUCUCAGGAAUCCCCUUCAGCAAGUCAGGAGACCAGUGAGACCCCUAAGGACGCCGGUGAAAGCUCCACUGCUACUGCGACAGAUAACAAGUCUGUUGUGACCCCCCCAGAAACCCCUACAGUCCCAGGGGAUGGUAAUGAUCAACAUGUGGAAAGUACCAGCUCCUCAGCAGCCCUCCAGAGAAGGAAGCGGUUUUCCAUCAAGCCUAAAGUGGCCCCAGGCCGCCCCUCCAUUGGUACUCGGACAACAAAAUCCCAUGUCAAAGCAGCCUCUGAAACUCCUGUUGAAGCCCCUGUUUCAGCCCCUCAGAGACUCCAGUCCCCAAGGCGAAGGAGACCUUCAGAAGAGAGCAAGCAGCCAAAAAUUGAACCUAAACCCACCGCCAUCCUUUCAGAGCCUUCAGUCGUACCUACAGCUGAGGACUCUCCAGAAAAAAAUGGCAAAGAAUUAGAAAACAUUUCAGCCAGUCAAGGAAAAGAAGCUUCUUUCAGUCUCCCGGAUAAAGUGCGCCCCUCUCUACCAGACAAAGAAGCUAUUGCAAUAUCAGAGAAAGCCAGGACUCUAGUGUCAUCUAAGAGUAGGCUUUCACUGUCAACACCAGCGUUCUCCCUGAGCCGACUCCUGAAUGACCCGUCAGACUUACAGAGGCUUGCAAAGGCCCAAAAACUCAGAGACCUGCUGAGAGAGGAGAUGCACAAAGAAAAGAAAACCAAGCGACCUAAGAAACAUGUAAAGGAAUUUGAUUUAGAUCCUGCCAAAAUGACCAUGAGGGACCUUAUCCGUUACCUACCACAGUCUAACCCCAUGACGUCUAGUUUGGAAGAGUCAGUGGUAGAGGAUGAGACUGUGGUCCCACCUUCUCCAGGAGGAGAAACCGUCCCAGAGAAAGCGAAGGAACCCGAAUUCGUACCAAAAAUGCCAAACCUUAAUAAGAAGGAAGCGGAGGCCGAGGCGGAGGCCGAGGCGGAGGCAGAAGCAGCGGCGAAUGAGGAGGAGGACGAGGAGGAGGAGGAGGAGGAGGAGGAUGAUGCUGUGAUGGUUCCUCAGGUCAAAGUAGCAGAGGACGGCACACUGAUCAUUGAUGAAGAGAGCUUGACGGUGGAAGUCCAGCGAGCCAAAGGGCCAAAUCCAGCUAAUGAUCGAGACCCCAUCUUUGAGCGCGGCUCCACUACAACUUACUCAAGCUUCAGGAAAGGGACCUACUGCAAACCCUGGUCAAGCGAAGAGACAGACAUGUUCUUCCUGGCAAUAAGCAUGGUGGGAACAGACUUUUCAAUGAUUUGCCAACUGUUUCCUCUGAGAGCACGAUCAGAGAUAAAGAACAAAUUUAAAAAAGAAGAGCGAGAGAAUUCCUGGAGGAUUGACAAAGCUUUCAGAGAAAGGCGCAAACUGGACAUUGAGUACUUUUCUAAACUGUUAGAAAAGAUUCUGGAAGUUCAGAAAAACAGGAAGAAACUGAAGGCAAUGGCUGACAAGAAACCUCCAAAGGAGCGCAAGAAAAGAGGAAAGGGCCGAAAAAAAGCUGGGAAGAAGCUGAGUGUUGUGGAGGAGGGAGAUGAAGAAGAAGAAGAAGAAGAGCAGAAUGAAAAUCCUGAUUUGGAGAAAGAGGGAGAGAAGGAGAAUGAGGACCUCUGUAACGAGGCCGGAACCGCUGCUGUGAAGCCUAAGAAAAAGCUCAAAAGAAAGAAUCCCCCGACUGAGGAACCAAAGGACAAGAAAAUCAAAAUGGACGAAAAGAGCAAUGAACAAGAUGAGGCCUUUAUACCUGGCGACAAAGAGGCAGCACUUCCUGAGGACUGUCCAAAUUCAGACAUGUCUGAAAAGACCAAGGAUGGCACAAUCAAGCCAGCCAAACUUUCACGAGGCAGAGCACCAAAACCACUGCUGCCAUUGAGCCGGAAGAGGGGUAAAAAGCACCCACCUCCCUCCACCAAGACCAAAGAUGAUGCAUCAGAUGAAGGAGAGGAGAGUGUGAUUGAUGGAGCAUCCACAGAGCAGGUAAAUAAAGAUGCAUCACCCUCAAGGCAAGACAAUAACAUUAAGUCAGCCAAUGAUGAUCCUUCUGAAGAGGAUGAAACCACCGAUCAACCUCCAAAACCCACCAGGUAUGGAAGAGUGCCUAAACCCACCCAGCACUUGAAAUACUCUGCCAAAGAGGAGGCACCCUCCUCUGCAUCCGAAACCACUCCUGCCUCACCAGAAGCGUCCACUGCUUCUGCUGCCAGGCCUAAACCCAAAUCCACAGCCAAGAGGGGAAGACCAUCAAAGCAGCAAUCCUCCCAAAAGUCCAAAAAGCCUAAAUUAGUUACCCUCAGGGCUUCUCAGUCAGAAUCCAGUGAUGAAGAGGGGGAAACUCAGCGAGAAGAAGAAGAUUUGGAGGAGGAACAGCACGCUGCAUGCAGCCCAAGUAGGGACAGCUAUGCCCCCGUGUUUGUGCCUGCCAGCCUUCGCUCACCACAACCUGUCAUUUCAGAAGUGGAAGAGACAAUGGAGGAGCUUGAUAUCUUGGCCACUAUGCCUGAUGUGUUGGGCAUAUCCCAAAAUGCACUGUGCCCUGAUGACUCUUGCGAGCGGGCACAAAAAGAAACAGGCACAGCUGAACCCUGCGAACAUCAGCUGGACCUGCUCGUUGACGUUAUUGACUUCCUUUCUUCGGACCAUGCAGAAGUAUCUGAGGAUGUGAGCUACAAUGAGGCUGCUCAAACCCUGUUGACCAUCGGCAACCUGGCUCACCUCUCACAGUCAGCACAGAAUCAAAUAGCAAUACAAGAUAACUUAACAGGGACAACAUCAGACGAACAGCUAGAAGAAGAGGUUGCAUCAAAGAUUGAAGCAGAAGAGGAAAACAGUGCCAUUCCUGUUAUGUCUGCUACUUGUGUUAAUGAAGUCACAGAAACGUCAGACGGAGUUACCACAGUGGAGCUAAAAAACAUAGACAAUAAUGACAUCGUCAUUCUUGAAUCCACUGAUCAGAGGACAGGUUCUGAUAUGGAUCCUACCUCUCAAUUGACCUCAAAGACAGAUUGUCCACCGACCAGGAGAGCACGAUUAUCCAAGGUGAAACCAAAACCUAACCUAGGCCACGCUUCAAGGACUGCUCAGUCGAAAUUACAACCGGAGACAUCAACAGUAAGGGCAGUUGUAGAAAGCCCAUCGGAUGCUCCUGACCUUUCUCAAGCCCUUUGUCCUGGUCCUGCUUUGGAUAUGAUACCAUCAGUACAUCUAGCCUCUACUCCUACUGUCACAGAAGAAUUCUCAGGUGCAACAACAUCACAACGGCAUGGCGCAGAAAACCAGAACAUCUCUGAAUCCCAGUUUGAAAUCAGAAGGGAACUGGACACAAGGUCAACAUCUGGGUCAACAGAUGAAGUAAGGAUGUCUCAUGUUGGGACAUCUGAGAUGAGUUGUAAUAAUCCAAUGAUAUCUGUUGCAACAGCCACAGAAUUGCAUAUUUUGGAAGGGUCAAACACAGGCUCUGUCCAGGAGAGCGACAGCCAUCCUACUUCAUAUGUUACACCUUUAGAAGACUUACCUGUCAUUGAGAAAGAAGGGACUGACUUAGCAUCUACUCACCAGAGUGGGAAGAGGCGAUUCCAGAAAUUCAAACCUAUUCUCAACCUCCCUCAGACAUCAAGGGCAGUACGUUCUAAAGCUCAAACCACAAAAGAAACCCUAGAGAAAGACUCAAAGUCCACUCCCAAACCCAAUGUCACUGAAAAAACAAUAGCAGAGGUUGGUGCUGAGCCAACUGUCACCACGUAUCCUGAAAAAUUCAGUCCAAGUCAUGUUCCUUCUUCAGAUUUGAUCCCAUCAUUGGAUCUUGCCUCUACUGUAACACCCACUGAAGAACUGUCUACAACUGAGGAGAAAAAGACAGAGGUUAGUGUUGUUGGUCAAGAAGCAUCAGGUGCAACAACAUCACAACAGAGUGCUUCAGAAAAACUGAAAAUCAGUGAAACACAGUUUGAACCCAGGAUGGAACAGGCCACCAGAGACACAACGCCAACAUGUCAGUCCUCAGAUGAAGUACUGAUCACUAAUGUUUGUACAACUGAAAGUAGCUCUAAUAAUACUCUCACUCUCGAAGAUAGUGCAGUCGCAUCCACACGCCAGGCCAAGAAGAGUCGAUUUCAGAAAGUCAAACCCAAUGUUAACCUCCAACAGACAUCAAGGACUGCACGUUCUAAAGCUCAAACCACAAAAGAAGCCGUAGGGAAAGACUCCAUUGCAACUCCAAAACCCAGUGUUGCAGAGAUUGAUGCUCAGCCACCUUGCACCGCCUCUACUGAAAAACCAAGUCAAAGUCAUGUUACUCCUUCAGAUUUAACAUCAUCCUUGGAGUUGGCCUCUACUCUUAAUCCCACAGAGGAACAGUCAGGUAUAUCAGGUGCAACCACAUCACAGCAGAGUGCCUCAGAAAACCAGAACCUCACUGAAGCUCAGUUUGAAACCAGAAGGGAACCGGACACUAGAGACACAAGGCCAAUAUCUGAGUCAACAGAUGAAGUACAACUGUCUCAUGUUUGGACAACUGAAAGUAGUUGUAAUAAUCCAUUGACAUCUGAUGCAGUGGUUGCUGAACUGCAGAUUGGACAAGGGUCAAACACAGACUCUAUCCAAGAGAUCGACGGCCAUCCUGCGCCAUGUGUGAUAACUGUUGAACAGUUACCUGUCAGUGAGACAGAAAAGAGUGGAGUCAAAUCUACAACUCAGGCAAGGAAAAAUCGAUUCCAGAAAAUCAAACCCAAUCUCAACCUAGCACAGACAUCAAGGACUGUACGUUCUAAAGCUCAAACUACAAAAGACACAGUGGAGAAAGACCCAGACUCAACUCCAACUACCAAAAUCCAUGAAAAAACAAAAGCAGAGGUCGAAGCAGAGCCAACUUGCACCACCUCUCCUGCUGAAAAACCAUGUCACAGUCCUGGUCCUUCUUCAGAUUUGAUACCAUCAUUGGAGUUGUCCUCUACUCUCACUCCGAAAGAAGAACUGUCUGGUAUAUCAGGCACAAAAACAUCACAGCAGAGUGCCUCAGAAAACCAGAAUCUCUCUGAAGCUCAGAUUGAAACAAUAAUGGAACUGGACACCAAAAACACAAGACCAACAUCUGAGUCAACAGAUGAAGUAAACAUGUCUCAUGUUUGGACAGCUGAGAGUAGUUGUAAUAAUCCAGUGACAUCUGACACAGCAGACACAGAACUGCAGAUUGGAAAAGGGUCAAACACAGACUCUGUCCAAGAGAGCAAUGACCAUCGUGCUUCAUGUGUGAUAGCUGUUGAAAAGUUAGCUAUCAAUGAGAAAGAAAAGAGUGAAGUCAGAUCUACACCUCAGACAAGGAAAAGUCGAUUCCAGAAAGUAAAACCCAAUCUCAACCUAGCACAGACAUCAAGGACUGUACAUUCUAAAACUGAAACCUCAAAAGACACCAUAGAGAGAGACUCUGAAUCAACUCCAGCUACCAAAAUCCAUGAAAAAGCAGAAGCAGAGGCAGAGGCAGAGCCAUCUUGCAGCACCACCCCUUCUGAACAACCAAGCCAUAGCACUGCGUCAGUAUCAGUACAAUUAUUGCAAUCAGACUCCACUCAUACAGCCAUGGAACAAUUAUCUUCAACUGAGCAAAACAAAGAUGUUGGAUGUGAACUAGAGUCAAGAUUAAAGGGCUCUGAACAAAGUGGGGCUCAAAGAAGGCAACGCUUUCCCAAGGUCAAACCCAAACCCAAUGUAGGAUCAACUCCUAGAACUACACGCUCAAAACUGCAGUCAAAUGAUAUCAGUAAACCAGCAGCGCAGUGUCAUAUGGAAAUGUCUUUAACCACAGAACAACAGCCUUCUGAUAAGCGUACAUCCUCUGAGGGCUUUGUCAUAGCAACAUCCUUGGUUGGAGAACAUCAGUCUGUGUCCACACACUCAGCUCUUGAAAAUAAGAGUAGUGAAAAACUCACAGUAGAGGAGGAAUCCACAGGGGACACAACAUCAAAUAAUGAUAAGGUAGAGGCAGGACCUGGUUCAAGAAGUGAGUGCCAACAGGACAUGGCCUUCAAAGCCACAGAGAGGAUUAUAAGACCAACAGAAUAUCCAACAACAGUUUCUGAUGUCCAGUCUUCAGGAGAUGCUUCAACAGAGUCCCAAAUUGACUUGAUACUCUCUACUAAUACACACUCCACACCACAUCCAAAAGAAAGCACUCAGGAGCCACCUACAGGAAAUGACUCUGAGGCACCAAGUCAAGCUGCAGUCCAACACUCUUCUGAAACCAAUGAAACACGUUUCAAAAGCACUGAUGAUAAACAGCCAGAGCCAACAGACUCUCCCUCAAGGAAAGCUCCCCCGACUCGUAAAGCCCGACUUAUUAAACCCAAACCCACCCUGGGACACAGCAGACGACCUCCACAACCCAGACACGUCCAGAAUACAGAAGCAGAAGCAGAUGUUCGCUCAGAAGGUUUGGAUGAUGCAGUUCGCCCCAAACUUGUGGCUGAACUCCUACCUGACAUCCAGAAACCAGUAGAGGGCGCCAUUGAUCAAAGUAGUAACAGAAUUCCCUCUCCAAACGAUGCUGAGACCUCUGGAUUGUCUACUGGUUGUGUGACACAAGUACCUGACAUUUCUACUCAGGAUGCAUCAACAUCAUGUGCAGGAGGGACCCAAAGUCCUCCAGGCCUCACAGUAUUUCCAGACGUGAUGUCGCCUCAGAAUCCUUCUGAUCCAGACGAACCGUUCUUCAUCCUCUCUCUGACCGAGAUCCCAGUCAGCUCAUCUGGGGAGGUGGUGGGCAGUGUGCCUGGGCCCCUCCCUUAUCUUCCUGUAACAGAUGCUCCAAUAGAGCGGCAGAGUCCUCCCCUCCUCAUCAGUGUUCCAGCAGAGAGUUUGCCAACAGCAGAAGACCAGCCUCCACCUAAUGUCACUGUCCCUGUGAAGGUCAGUGGUGAGACAGGCCUCAUAAAUGUAAAAGACCCAGCUGAUGGUUCAACUGAGGGGAAUCAAGUGGACCCACAUGAGAGAACUACAGUUCAUCCUUCUGCAGUACAAGAGACUGGAGAGAAUAAAGAUGAGACUGCAGUUCCUCCUAAGGAAAGACAAACAGGCACUAGAAGAAGAGAAACGGCCAAACCACAGGUGAAGCCCAAAACUUCAAAGAGGAAACAAACCAGCAAGACUGCCGCUGCCAAGCAAGCUGAGUCAAUCCCCGUCCAAUCAGACGCUCCCGAGCACUUAGAGCUCCCUGGGCCUUCUGUGCAUCCAGAAGCUUCUCAUGACACUGAGCCACAGAAAGGAAGUGCUGAUCAUGUAGACGUUGAAAAGGAGACUCUGACAGGUGGAGUGGACCCUGAGGACACAGGAACAAAACCUACACGGAGUCCUCGGAAUAGAAAAGCAAAGGAUUCUAACCCUGGCAGAGCAGCUUCUAAGGGCCCUCAGGUGAAAACUCCACGCGCAAAAGGAAAAAAAUCAGCUGUAGCCUCAACACCACGUCAUGCCACCCCACAACCUGGUCCAAUCCUGGUUGAACAUGCUUCUGAUCACAGCCGACUAUCUGACCAAAGUCCCAGCACUUCCCUGUGUCCAGCUGAGGGUUCAUUUUUUCAGCGUAGUGAAUAUCUGGAAAGCAGCUCUAUAGAGGAAGAGCCCACCAAUGUUUCUCAGUACUUCCUCAGUGACAUUUUUACAGACGUGGAAGAGGGGUGAAAGCUGUGAAGAGUUUGAGAAAGAGGAGGAACCCACUGCUCUUUUUACAUUUCUGUUGUGUUAAGUUAUGUCUGUACAGAUUAAUUUAUAACUAAGUUGUUUUUGUUGUCAGCUGUAAGUUAAUGAAGCUAUAUUUGCUAUUCUUACACAAGCACUUUGACUAUGUACAGUUGUUUCAAUCGACUGAGAAGCAUUUUAAAAAGGCUGUAUCUCAAAAAAUUAGUAUUAAAUGGUAUAAACUAAUAACUCAAACACUGGCAAAUCCCUUUUUUUCAUUAAAUGUGGCAGCAUUUUUACAAUAAUCCAUUAUGUUUCAAGCCUUGAAUACCUUUUACCUGAGAAAUGUAAAUAUUGUACACUGGCUUUUUUGAUGUUCUUUUUCAUAUCUGUUCCACGUUAAUACAGACCAUAACAAUGGUCUCUGGAAGAAAAGACCCAGAUUACUUGAUCAUGUACAGCUGUGCAUUUAAACAAUAUGACUGUUUUUUAUAAUUCCUCAUCUGUGUAUUCAGUUUAUUGUUUUUGCUUCUUGUAUUUGACAAAAAAACAAUGUCUUAAAAUGUGCUAUUCAUUUAGAAAACUGAAUAUCCUUUUAUUUAUAUGGCAUCAUUCUAUCUUGCCAACACACCGUAUGUAAAGUUAAGGUUGUCAACUUUCAUUUCAGAUAUUCUGCCGGCCAGCUCUCAUUAAGACCUUUUGUUGUACUGUACAUAAUGUUAAAGAGGUCCUUGUACAGAUUCCAAACAUUCAUUUUAUGUUUGAUACUUGAAACAAAAGCACAGCAUGUGUUAUGUUAUGUUUUAUAAGUUCAUUAAAAUAAAACAUGGAAUUCUGAAA